Messenger RNA from Zophobas morio, 3923 nucleotides. RefSeq names its product soluble guanylate cyclase 88E (gene Gyc88E). Gene Ontology annotation, molecular function: guanylate cyclase activity; heme binding; nitric oxide binding. Gene Ontology annotation, biological process: response to oxygen levels; nitric oxide-cGMP-mediated signaling; cGMP biosynthetic process. The record is from RefSeq and is a predicted model, not a curated record. Gene Ontology annotation, cellular component: guanylate cyclase complex, soluble. The transcript is spliced from 13 exons. Lineage: Eukaryota; Metazoa; Arthropoda; Insecta; Coleoptera; Tenebrionidae. The coding region runs from base 217 to 2790 and encodes 857 amino acids.
CGUAUGAAAGGAUGUCGCUGAAAGGACACGAGCUUUUGUUGGCAGGACUCGAGUCGUGAUCUCGCUUGCGUUCGCUCAAUUAACGCUUGAAUCGUGAAUUUUUAUUUUAGUUAGGAAAGUUUUUGUCUUCAGUGACUGUGAUAUUAUUUUAAGUAGAUUUAUUUGUUUCGUUCGGAGUUUUUCAUUUCGCCGGAAUUUACCUAAAAUCAAUGCAACAUGUAUGGCCUAAUUCUGGAAAAUAUGUCCGAGUACAUAAAGCAAACCUACGGCGAGGAAAAAUGGGAAGAGAUAAGACGAGCCGCAGCCGUAGAUCAACCGAGCUUCAGCACACAUCAGGUCUAUCCUGAGGGUUUGAUCCCUCGACUUUCUAAAAAGGCUGUACAGAUAUUAAAAGUCAGUGAAAAAGAUUUCUUUGAGCAAAUGGGUGUAUUUUUCAUCGGAUUUGUCAGUCAGUAUGGUUAUGACAGGGUAUUGUCGGUGCUAGGACGUCACAUGCGGGAUUUUCUUAACGGUUUAGAUAAUCUGCAUGAAUAUCUUAAGUUCUCUUAUCCCAGGAUGAGGGCGCCGAGUUUCAUUUGCGAGAAUGAAACUAAACAAGGACUGACGCUCCAUUACAGAAGCAAGAGACGGGGUUUUGUAUAUUAUACCAUGGGCCAAAUUAAAGAAGUAGCAAGACACUUUUACCAUAAAGAAAUGAAGAUUGAACUGGUGAGAGAAGAACUUCUAUUUGACAUGGUUCAUGUAACUUUUCAAUUAACUUUCGACAACAGAGCUUUUACUCUGGCAUCGCUGGCGAUGACGAGAGAAGAGAAGCAUCUACCGAUUAGUGCUUCUGUUCUGUUUGAGAUUUUUCCAUUUUGUAUCGUUUUUGGUUCAGAUAUGGUAGUCCGUAGUAUAGGAAAUUCCCUAAUGGUAAUUCUUCCUGACUUAUUGGGGAAAAAAAUCACCAAUUGGUUUGAUCUCGUUAGGCCACUUACAGCCUUCAAAUUUCAAACGAUUUUGAAUCGUACUAACAACAUUUUUGAACUAGUAACUGUAGAGCCUGUUUUACACGAUAAACCUCCUGACAGAGGCAGACAAGAAAUGAUACUUAGCGACGAACUCGACGUAGACGAAGAUAGAAAUUUGAGGCUUAAAGGACAAAUGAUUUACAUGGACAAUUGGAAGAUGAUGAUGUAUUUGGGAACUCCCGUAAUGCCUGAUUUGAAUUCCCUCAUCAAUUCCGGUCUCUAUAUUAAUGAUCUCUCUAUGCACGACUUCAGUAGAGACCUGAUGUUGGCUGGAACCCAACAGUCAGUCGAACUGAAAUUAGCUUUAGAUCAAGAACAACAGAAAAGUAAAAAAUUGGAGGAAUCUAUGCGAAAAUUGGAUGAAGAAAUGAGGAGGACAGACGAAUUAUUGUAUCAAAUGAUACCAAAGCAAGUAGCGGAUAGAUUAAGGAAAGGGGAAAACCCGAUCGAUACUUGCGAGAUGUUCGACAGCGUUUCAAUAUUAUUCUCUGAUGUCGUUACAUUCACUGAAAUUUGUAGCAGAAUUUCACCGAUGGAAGUUGUGUCCAUGCUAAACGGAAUGUAUUCGAUCUUUGAUAGAUUAACGGAACGAAACAGAGUGUACAAAGUGGAAACUAUCGGAGACGCCUAUAUGGUAGUGUCUGGAGCUCCUGAAAAAGAAGGCAAUCAUGCCGAGAGAGUAUGUGAUAUGGCUUUAGAUAUGGUAGAUGCCAUACAGGACCUCAAAGAUCCCUCUACAGGACAACAUUUGCGGAUACGCGUUGGCGUUCACUCUGGGGCUGUGGUGGCAGGAAUUGUAGGUCUAAAAAUGCCUAGAUAUUGUUUAUUCGGUGAUAGCGUGAAUACAGCAUCUCGAAUGGAGUCUACAAGUGAAGCUAUGAUGAUCCACAUUUCGGAAUACACGAGAAAGCUCCUUCCCGAUACGUAUAAAGUGUUAGAAAGGGGAGAAAUUCAAGUUAAAGGAAAAGGUCACAUGAAGACGUAUUGGUUGCAAGGAAAAGAAUCGAGAACCCCAAUAGAUCGUCGAGAAACAGCACCAUUAGUACAACAGGAGAUCGAUCCUUUAGAUAAUAGGGAAUUUAAGUCGAACAUUCAUGCGGAGGACCGAAGAAGUGUCGUUUACUCUCCCAUCACAUUUCAAGAUGUGGCUCGGAGGAGUAUAGCAAGUUCUCCGGUUAAACAUUCGCAGAGUACAAGAGAGUUGCGAUCCAAUUCAGCGGGAGCAGUCUAUGGAAUGUGUGAUCCUGCUGACAUAUUCGGUUCCAUAAUUCUCGACAAUUCACCAAUCAAAGAAGAUAGCGAUAAACUAUCCUGUCAACUUCAGAAACGCACGAGCGUUCCGACACCACAAAGCAAAAAGACCUUUUCCCAGGAAGUCAGUCUAGUAGCGCAAGGAUCACCUCUGACGUCACCACCAGCUAUCCUGCUAUCGAACCACCUGGAUAAAGCUUUAAAACCUCAGCCAAAGGAAACCACAACCGAAAAUAAAGACAAAGACAAUAACCAACAGUACGAAUUUGGUAAAUCCAUGUACGAUUACGCGAAGAAAUUCGAUAACAACAAGAGAAACGAAAAGUGCGUGAACAACAGAGAAAUUCCGGUUUCGAAAAGUGAAGGAGACUUGCAGGGGAAGAAAUCUUUAGUUAAUAAUUUGUCGAAUAGUCACAAUCAGCACUUAAACAAAUCUCACCAUCACCACCAUCAUCAACAUCAGUGUUGUUCAGGAUUUGGAGCUGCGAACAGGCAUAGGUUUCAAAGCAAUGCAUGUGUUAUUAAUUGAUUUAGAUUGUUAAGAUUGUAAUUAAAAUUAAAAUGCACAAAUCAGUCGGUGAAAACGUGAAUGACAAUAUUCUUAUGUCAAUAAUGAGAAGUAAGAAAUUUCAAAUCUUUACACAACUGUCAGUAAAUACACAGGGUGUUUCAUCUCCACUGAUCGAUUAAAUUACUUCAAGAAAACUAGCCACAUAGGGAAGCGUUACACUUCCAGUUUCGCUGGAAAUAAAAACAACUUUUGUGUUGAGUGCAAAAAUGAUAGUUCCAACUAUGCAGCUGUAAUUUAAAAUGUUUCAGAUAUCGUAAAAAAUUAGAGGUUUAUAAAUUUCAUCUUGUUUAGGUACUCAUAAUUUAAAAAAGAAUGCUCCUAUUUGCAAAAAAAUAUUAUACAAGGUGUUUUUGAAAUACAUAUACAAAAAAUUUGAGGCGUCUAGUGAGCCUUAGAGGUCUGAAAAUUUUCCUGAUAACACCACUGAUGAAUCACCAGGUACAGUUAAUGUAUGUACAGUCGUGGCCAAAGAAAACUGGAGCACUAGGUUUGACACAUAUUUCCAAAUAAAAAAAAAAUAUAAUAGGGUUUAAUUGUUUUGUUUGACAAAUCAAAUAAUUGUAACAAAGUCACUGUCCAACUAAAAGUUUGUUACGUCAAAGUGGUCCAGUUUUCUAUGGUCGCGACUUACUUUUAUAAAUUUCGGCAACCACAAAACCACAACAAUCCCAGUGACAACGAUAAUGACAAGUAAAAUGCCAAAAAAAAUUGUUAUAUCUAAUGAAUUAUUGCAAAAUUUACCAGAAAAAUAGGUAGGUUCAUCGUAAUAGUCUAACAGUUAUAGGUUGUGCAGUUGUUAAUUUGGAAGGCUUUUCCAGAUGUCUGUUUUUUUUAUCUUGAGUGAACAGCAAAACCUUUUGUUAUUCCAAUAAUACUCAAAUCGGCAAACGUAUUUAAAAAACUUUUCUUAAACAACGCAGAUAAAAAUAAAGAACUUUAAAUUCGUCGGAAACCGAAAAAUCAAACUCAUAAAAACAUAAAUAAAUCAUAUUCUAACUUCAACAAAUGUCAAACAAAAAUUAAAUUCAAUUUUCAACGUGCCGUUUGCCAGACAGGCCGCAGCUGUGUCUUGUUUAUCAUGUCCGGAUUAC